CCCUCACCCCCUCUACCACACCCAAGCUACUAACCCGCUCCAGGGCUAGGAAAAACCAUGGCCGUCGCGCUCGCCACAAACGGCGCCAAAAAGGUAUACAUCCUCGGGCGCCGUAGAGAGCCCCUCGAAAGCACCGCAGACCUCUGCCCCGGGGUAAUCACCCCGCUAAUCGCCGACGUGGGCAGCAAAGCCUCUCUCGCCAGCGUCGCCGAGAAAAUCGGGAGGGAAACCGGCUACGUUAACCUCCUGAUCGCCAAUGCGGGGAUGGUGUAUCUCACUGCGCCAGAAAGUCUCACCGGCGCCACCACCGGCGCCGUACAGGUCGGCCGAACCCUGAAAGAAAACGCCACCCCGGCAGACCUCGAAUCGUUCCUGAUGAACACCCCCGCGGAGGAAUUCCUCGAUACCUUCCGCGUCAACACGGCGGGGGUCUUCUAUACGAUUGCGGCGUUUGUCUCGCUGUUGGACGCGGGGAAUCGGAUGGGCAACAUGGUGCAGAAGAGCCAGGUCAUCGCGGUUAGCAGUGUCGCGGCGCAUAACCGCUGCACGACGGGUGGGUGUGCGUACGGGAUGAGUAAAGCCGCGGUCGUGCAUCUGAUGCGUCAGAUGAUGACCCUGUUGAUUCCUCAGGGGAUAAGGGCAAACACCAUCUCGCCGGGCUGUGAGACUCCUCCUUUGCCCUAAGCCUCCCCCACUCCUCUCCCUACAUUUCCCCGUCGUGACCCGAGCAUGGCUGAUGACUUGAUAACAGUAUUCCCGAGUAACCUCUGCGGUAGCCCCCCGACAGGAGACAUCACCGUAGAAGGGACAUUCGAGCGCGGAUUCAUCCCGCUGUGUCGCGCCGGGAGAAGCGACGAGAUUGCCGGCGCGAUUCUAUAUCUAGCUAGCAAAGCAGGGGGAUAUGUCAACGGGGAUCUACAUUUGAUUGACGGGGGGAUGGCAGGGUGUGGAUGAUGAUGAUCUGUUUAGAUACAAGUCUGAUGUGUAUAACGUAAGGAGUCAUGGUAUGGUAUAGUAUAAGUAGCUUUGUGCAAUUAAAAUUAAAAUGAG
Molecule: messenger RNA, 1050 nt
Organism: Aspergillus heteromorphus CBS 117.55
Lineage: Eukaryota; Fungi; Ascomycota; Eurotiomycetes; Eurotiales; Aspergillaceae
Product: SDR family oxidoreductase
Exons: 1
Coding region: 58-684 (208 amino acids)
Molecular function (GO): oxidoreductase activity
Source: RefSeq, a predicted model, not a curated record